UUGACAUCAUGCACGUAGAGUGUUUUUUUAGAGCGCUGUGACUCUAAAACUUUAUAUUCUUUCGCACAUUAUGUGAGCUCUCUGUUACUUUGGUAACUUGAUUAAGGACUUGUAUUCGGUACACCAAGAUGUUUGAGAUCGCGUACACGUAGGAGCCCAAGGAAAAAGUGGAAAUGUCGUAUCGGGACGUGAGAGUUGGGAAAAGCCGGUCGCAGUCAACAUGGCCGACCCUACAGCAUUAUACAUGCACAUGAUGUUGUGGCUGUUUGCGACUCGCACAAUACGCUAAGGAUGGGAACAAGGUUCAUCCCAGCUGUGGACAAGACGCUGCUGUUGGCGGCGAUCGUGUCUUUCAUCAUCGGCAACACCUUGACCACCCUCUGGUGCUGGCUCCCUGCUCUAACCUGUAACACAGACCGCCCGGUUACAACCAGGGACAUCGGCAGGAACCUCGGGGCUCCAGCUGGAUACGAAAUCAAGACAAUUCUGCGAGUCUCGCGGUAUGAAGGCGACAACAAUCUACCAUCGGACCCUCGUGUUACAGAGUACCUAGGAGAGAAGCCGUGUGUUUGUACAGGAAAGCUGCACAAGGACUUCUUCUCCGAGGCAAAAUGGAAAGAAAGACAAAAAACGCAACGUGCCAGUCUGGAGAGAUACACACGACGACGACCAGAUUUUAAAGAUUUCCACAACCAAGUGGACGGAUUGUCCCCCAUCAGCUACCCCGCACACGGCCUGUACGUACGUCCUCUCAGGGCUGUGCAGCUGGAAGGUCUUCGAAUCGAGUGGUUUGAUGGCAGGAAACAGUCCAGCGGUGCAGACCUUGGUGUGAAACUCCUCGCCAGGAGAGGGGUGUUCAAACUGCUGGCCGCUGUGGAGGGCGUCAGGGCGGCCGGCGUGAAGACCGCAAGCCUGGUCAUCCGGACACCGGAUCCGGACCGCCUCAACCUACAGUUGCAGCAGAUAGUCUACCAGAAUACGGAAUUUGACGGAAACAUGGUGGAUAUAGUGGAACUUUACUUUGGCAAGUUCAACGCCACCAUCCCGAUCCACAUCCAGCACCGGCAGGUCACGUGGCUUUACCCGCAAGGAGCAGGCAGAGUUCAGGACAGGGUAACUGUGGUAGUGAAGGCGUUUCUCCGGUACGACCACGUCAGACAGCUGAUCGCCAGCUUCAGAAAGUUUUACCCUGGUACCAGAAUCAUCGUAGCAGACGACAGCCCCAAGGAGAGAUACCAAGACGUUAAGGAAGAGUUCACACAUCACUACAGGAUGCCGGACUAUGCCGGAUUCUUCGCCGGACGGAACCUGGGGUUGUCUCAGGUCACUACUGAGUACUUCCUGUAUAUGGACGACGAUCACUACCUCAAACCUUCCACCAAACUGGAGACCCUGAUGUCGCUCCUGGACAACACAGACUUUCACGUGGCCAGCGGUGCGUACGAGGAUCUGGAGGAGUUUGCGUCAGCUAUCCGGGUGGUGGGGAACCAGACGUACGCCUGCUUCGAGAAGCUGCGGAAACAUUACCACGAGAUCGACGGUUUUCCUGACUGUUACGCGGCGGACCACACCGAGAAUUUCUUCCUGGCGUCCACGGCUGAAGUCAAGGCGGUUGGUUUUGAUCCGAACCCCGCCCAGGCUAGGGUAGGACAUCAAGAAGAUUCUUAG
Branchiostoma belcheri (Belcher's lancelet) is the source of this 1668-nucleotide messenger RNA. Its product is annotated as beta-1,4 N-acetylgalactosaminyltransferase 1-like. The transcript is spliced from 12 exons. Bases 292 to 1668 code for a protein of 458 amino acids. The record is from RefSeq and is a predicted model, not a curated record. Lineage: Eukaryota; Metazoa; Chordata; Leptocardii; Amphioxiformes; Branchiostomatidae.